AGAUAGAGAGAGAGACAGAGAGAGAGAGAGAGAGAAAAGUAAAAAUGUCUCGAGGUCGCGAAGUGUGUUUCCUCGCCGCGCCGUGUUUGUCCGUAAGACGGAAACAGAAGAAGAUUUCUCGCCGUACGACUCGCCGACGAUUCGCCGGCCGUUUCCGCGACUCGGUGCUAAAAGUUUAUUCGACGAUACAAAGAAAUCGUCGGCGUUACUCGGAGGCUCGGGGCAGCAGCGACGGCCUCGCUUUCGAGCGGCUUUGUUGCGCCGAAUGAAAGUAAGACGAACGUCGUAAGAGGAUUUAGCUUUAUUGCCUCGGCGUACGGCGGAGUUCGAAGAAAGUGGAAGUUAACGGAGAGUGAGAGUCUUCUCUUCUCCCUCUCCUUGCCGCUCUUGUUCUCUCUCUCUCUCUCUCUCUGUUUCUUUAGUGAGUCGCGAGUUUUCAGCGUCGGCCGAUUACAUCGGGCUCGGUUCCAGGGGCCAGGUACUCGCGCGGACGACUCUGUGAGGCGCAUGCAAGUGAUCGUAUACCUGAGGGAAACCAGGUUAAGGCGAGCUCACUUGAAUGCAUGGCCAACGCGAAACGCAAUUGUGAUCGCACUCAUGAUCAUUCAGAUGUAACCUGAAUUCGACCGCAUUCGGCGAAUCAACGUGAAAAUUGUCCGAAUCUCCAGGGGACUCGUCUCGCUCGUCUCUGUCUCGUCCGAAACGAAAAGUAAAAGGGAGAGGGUCAAUAUGGACACGAGUACGGUACGAUUAGUGAUAUUCUUGGGCAUGUUUCUGGUCUUCGCCGGCGAUUAUAGCGCGCUCAUCACCACGAUUUUCGGUAAAGCGGCGAAUGGGAACGUAACCGAUUCGGCCGAGGAGCCUGCUAAGGCUGGUCUCAAGGGACCUCAGGAUGACGUAUCCGUUCUCUCGAAGAGAGACGCGGAUAAGGAUAACGUUGCCUCACGUCACGCGAGGAUGAUAGCGACGAUCAAGACCGCUUGUCUGCCGAAGUUGAUAUGCGAGCUCUCCUCGUCCGUCCACCAGGACCAGCUGAGUGAAAUGGAGCGAUCCUUGCUAAAUCUCAUAAGGGACACGAGUCUGAGCACGAUGGCGGAGAUGCCGUCGAGGUACCACUUCGCGGCGCAUAUGGGUCAACUGAUCUCCGGUGUGGAGGGUCAGGGCUGCCAUAACUUUUACCCGACGUGUCCGUUGGCCCGCACCAACGUGCUCAACAUGAUGAAGAAGAUUCGCCUGCGCUGAAUGGUCGAGCCGAAAGCUCGACUCGGAAGUCGCGUCCGACGCGGCGGCGAUUUCUGAAACUGUGAUAAUCGCGGAUCGUUCUUUCUUCCCUUCAUCCUCGACCGCGAAGAGACUCGGGAACUCGCGCGAGCUUUUGCUGAAGCGAAAAGGGAAGCGACAAGUAAGACGGAGUACCGAAUAGCGGUGCUCCGCGGAGCGCGGGAUGUUCUUCCGGUCGCGACGAGGAGCUCCAUGAUGCGUGUUGGGAUUCCCGGCUUCGUCGAGACCGAGCAUUGUCGAAAACAGUGUCAAGUCUCAUUUGUUCGAAACAUUCCCAGACCUUGUGAUCGUAAUCAGCGAAUAAUAUCCCAGUCGCGUAAUCAGCGAUCCCCCGUGAAAUUCCCUUCUGCGGUUAGCUCGUUCGUUAAAGAGAUUAAGACAAGGAUAAAAACAUGAAUAAAGAAAGCAGCAGACGCAUGCACAUUUGCUCAAA
This is a messenger RNA of Harpegnathos saltator (Jerdon's jumping ant), 1714 nucleotides long. RefSeq names its product olfaction protein geko (gene geko). NCBI's taxonomy places the organism in Eukaryota, Metazoa, Arthropoda, Insecta, Hymenoptera, Formicidae. The coding region runs from base 730 to 1242 and encodes 170 amino acids. The record is from RefSeq and is a predicted model, not a curated record. The transcript has 4 exons.